Molecule: messenger RNA, 502 nt
Organism: Phoenix dactylifera (date palm)
Lineage: Eukaryota; Viridiplantae; Streptophyta; Magnoliopsida; Arecales; Arecaceae
Source: RefSeq, a predicted model, not a curated record
UCUUCUCUUUCUUCUCCGUUGUUCCUUUACAUAGAAAGAAUGGAAAAAGGUGGUGGGGGACUGAGCUUGGGCACUUCUAGUGACUCGGCUGGGUUCAAGACUGGUGGUGCGAUGGACUCGUUCCUUGGUGGUGGAGGUUUGAAGCAGAAAAGUGGAUCAAGGGAGUCUGAGGAUCACUUUCGGAUGAGUCUCCGCUGCCACGAUGAGCCGGCCGAGGGUGAGGAGAAGCGGAGGGUGGUGUGUGAGAUGGAUUUCUUCUCAGAUGAGAUCAGGAAGGAACGGGCGCCACCGGACCCGGAUCCCGACGAGCCUGACAUUAGUAUCAAGAAAGAAGAUCUCACCAUUAACAUGGGUUUGCACCUUCUUACAACCAACACUGGAAGCGAUCAAUCAACGGUGGUUAACGGGUUGUCACUCAAUGAGGAUAAAGAGAGCAAGAGUGAUGUUAGGAUCUCUCUCUAUACAUGAAUCUUCUAUUUUUUUUAACAUGAAUAACUGUACU